This is a messenger RNA of Hirsutella rhossiliensis, 765 nucleotides long. Its product is annotated as ribosomal proteins l2, RNA binding domain-containing protein. Gene Ontology annotation, biological process: cytoplasmic translation. The transcript is spliced from 5 exons. NCBI's taxonomy places the organism in Eukaryota, Fungi, Ascomycota, Sordariomycetes, Hypocreales, Ophiocordycipitaceae. Bases 1 to 765 code for a protein of 254 amino acids. Gene Ontology annotation, cellular component: ribosome; cytosolic large ribosomal subunit. Gene Ontology annotation, molecular function: RNA binding; structural constituent of ribosome. The record is from RefSeq and is a predicted model, not a curated record.
AUGGGUAGAGUCAUUCGCAACCAGCGCAAGGGGCGUGGAUCCAUCUUCACUGCCAACACGCGCUUGAACAAGGCCCCGGCCAAGUUCCGCAACCUCGAUUAUGCCGAGCGUCAUGGCUACGUCCGCGGUGUAGUCCGCGAUAUCAUCCACGACCCUGGUCGUGGUGCGCCUCUCGCCAAGGUUGUCUUCCGCCACCCGUAUAAGUUCAAGCAGGUCACCGAGACGUUCAUUGCCAACGAAGGCAUGUACACUGGCCAGUUCAUCUAUGCUGGAAAGAAGGCUGCCCUGACUGUCGGCAACGUCCUGCCGCUGGGGGAGAUGCCCGAGGGUACCGUCGUCUCCAACGUCGAGGAGAAGAUUGGUGACCGUGGCGCGCUUGGCCGCACCUCUGGUGGCUACAUCACCGUCAUCGGCCACAACCCCGACGAGGGCAAGACGCGCAUCAAGCUCCCCUCUGGUUCCAAGAAGGUCGUCCACUCGGGCGCGCGAGGCAUGAUCGGCAUUGUUGCCGGUGGUGGCCGAACAGACAAGCCCCUGCUGAAGGCUUCUCGUGCCAAGCACAAGUUUGCCGUCAAGCGCAAUAGCUGGCCCAAGACUCGUGGUGUUGCCAUGAACCCCGUGGAUCACCCUCACGGUGGUGGUAACCACCAACAUAUUGGUAAGGCGUCGACCAUUUCCCGAUACGCCGCCCAGGGCCAGAAGGCCGGUCUUAUUGCCGCGAGAAGGACGGGUCUGCUGCGUGGUACUCAAAAGGUCAAGGACUAA